This is a messenger RNA of Cadophora gregata, 765 nucleotides long. RefSeq lists its product as uncharacterized. NCBI's taxonomy places the organism in Eukaryota, Fungi, Ascomycota, Leotiomycetes, Helotiales, Ploettnerulaceae. Gene Ontology annotation, cellular component: nucleus. The record is from RefSeq and is a predicted model, not a curated record. Gene Ontology annotation, biological process: positive regulation of DNA-templated transcription. Bases 1 to 765 code for a protein of 254 amino acids. The transcript is spliced from 3 exons. Gene Ontology annotation, molecular function: transcription coactivator activity; chromatin DNA binding.
AUGUCAAUCAACUGGGUUAUGACAUCGCCCAACGAGGCUGGCUUUGUCAAAUUACCAAACGAACGAGUUCUCUAUACAUCACCACCGCGAACAAGCUUACAGCUCUCCACCCCGAAUGAGUUUCCUGGAGCACAGCCUUUCUCAGUGAAGAGUGAUACAGGGAUUGUAUACCUCACAAAUCAGCGGAUAGUCUACCUUCCAUCAGCUCCUACUUCCGAACUCCAAUCUUUCUCUUCCCCUAUCCUCAACCUCCAAGACACUUAUGUGAGAGCGCCCUUCUUCGGCGCGAACUACUGGAUUGCCUUGUGUAAGCCAGUUGCCGGCGGCAACAUCCCACCAACGCACUCUGCAAUCGAACUACGCUUUACAUUUCGAGAGGGCGGAGCUUUCGACUUCCAUACAAUCUUCGAGCAAAUUAAAGAACGUUUGUACCAGGCAUACACUGUUGCUCGGGAAACAUCACAAAGAGACGCCGCUGGCAAUAUCGACCUAGCCAAUGUUCAUUUGGAGCAACUACCGGCGUAUGAGGCAGCCAGGGAAGUGGUGGAGGACGAUGGACCUACUAUCUUAAGCCCGAUCCCAACACGUCCGGUAAGGGACAGUGGUGUGGAUGGUGUGAGAAGUCCUAUCACAAGCUCGGCACCAAAGCCGGAACCGUCCGGAGCACCAGCACCAGACGAACCCCCACCAGAUUACGAAGAAGCCCAGGCUCAAGCAGUUGGUAUUGAUUUGGACCAGAGACUGAGGCAAAACGCGGAGCGAUAG